AUGAAUAAAAAGGUUAUCAAAGACUAUAAACUAUUUCUGAUUGUUGGAGUCCUCUUGGUGGUUGACGGUGUAAUGCUAGGAACAUGGUGGGGUAUGGAUCCUUUCCAUAUCGCAAGCAAAGAACUCUCACAUUCGAUCGAGGGAGAUUAUGAAAUUGUCCCGAUUGUUGAAUCCUGUGCAAGCGAAUACAUGACUAUCUGGAUGGGUCUUAUUUAUGCAUACAAGGGACUUUUACUGGUCAUUGGUUGUUUUCUGGCCUGGGAAACACGUCACGUGAGCAUCCCAGCCCUUAACGACUCCAAAUAUAUCGGCAUGAGCGUAUACAAUGUUGUCAUCAUGUGCACUUGUGGAGCAGCCGUUUCGAUCAUCAUUAAAGACCAGCCCACAUCUGCUUUCAUCAUUAUUGGACUCUUCAUCAUCUUCUCUACCACCAUUACCCUGUGCCUUUUAUUCGUCCCUAAGGUGAGUAGCAGGCAUUUUCAAUUCCUUCAUACCAUAUUCAAAUGGUUUACUCUCGUUUCCAGCUGGCUAUCGAUCCGUGUUACAUAA
Acanthosepion pharaonis is the source of this 549-nucleotide messenger RNA. The record is from the annotation of a GenBank genome assembly. NCBI's taxonomy places the organism in Eukaryota, Metazoa, Mollusca, Cephalopoda, Sepiida, Sepiidae.